CACUCUCAUAUAUCCUACACCUGGCCUGGCCAGCUACACUCUCCUUUAACGUAAGAUUUUAUUAGCUAAACACAGCACUAUACCUUUCCCAAGCCGUAUUAUGUAUAUGUAGGGAAUAUCCAGGACCUGGACAUGGAAACCAAGGUGUGUAUGAUGCAACGAAUAGUUUACUUCAACUUCUUCUUUGGUCUCAAUUGGUUGGUGUGUCCACACUUUCUCUUACGACAGUUGGUAGCUCUUGGUGGCAAUCUGGCGUAACAUUUACGGCAGAUGGACUUUUCACAGUUGUACUUGGAAGCUAAAGCCUUUAAGGAUGGUUCAAUCAUCUUAACUUGCUGGAUUAACUAUAGGAAAAAGGAUUUGAAUGAAGAUUGAAAAAUUUGUUUUGUCUGGUGGAUUGCAGGUACCGAGUGAGUUACGUAAGCGGGCAUGGUGUGCGCGGACUGCAGGAAGCUACCAAGCCCGGCGUGCGCAUGAUUUGGAGGCACGUGUCAAGCCCAAGUUAAAAGGGCACCAGCCCUAGCACUACUCGCGGGCCACAGUGGAUACGUCGCAAAUGUGUCGCAAAUGUGUCGCGACAGGUUUGGGGCGACAUUUGGUGACUCCCAUGUCGCACCACC
Messenger RNA from Suhomyces tanzawaensis NRRL Y-17324, 620 nucleotides. RefSeq lists its product as uncharacterized. The transcript has a single exon. Bases 365 to 523 code for a protein of 52 amino acids. The record is from RefSeq and is a predicted model, not a curated record. NCBI's taxonomy places the organism in Eukaryota, Fungi, Ascomycota, Pichiomycetes, Serinales, Debaryomycetaceae.